AUGAAAAGAAGCUCAAAAUCAUGUGAGAUUCACCAUGUUAUACAUUCUGCCGUUAGUAAUAAUUAUUUUGAAAUUACAGAACUACUUUUAAAACAUGGAGCUAAAAUAAAUAAAGAAAAGAAUGAUUAUAAAGCUUCACUCCUACAAAUUGCAGUUGAAAACGAUAAUAAAGAAAUCACAGAGUUUCUUGUUUCCAAUGGUGCUGAUGUUAAUUCAAAGAAUGGUGAAGGCAAAACUCCUCUUUUUUAUGCAGUAGAAAAUGAUAACAAAGAUAUUGUCGAAUUUCUUAUUUCGCAUGGAGCUGAUGUUAAUAUUAGUGAAUUGAUAAAUGGAAAAAUACCAAUGCAUUAUGCAAUCGAUAAUAAUAAUAAUAAAGACAUAGUUGAAAUUCUUGUUUCUCAUGGAUCUAAUGUAAAUAAAUAUAAUAUAAUUCACAUGACAGUACAAAAGGAUAAUAAAGAUAUUGUUGAACUGCUAAUUGCACACGGUGCAAAUCCUCAUCAAAUAAACCUUUUUGGUAAAACUCCAUUUCAAAUUGCAGUGGAAAAUCAGAAUUUUGAAAUUAUGGAACUUCUUCUUUUAAAUGGGGCAAUCACUUCAUAA
Molecule: messenger RNA, 603 nt
Organism: Trichomonas vaginalis G3
Lineage: Eukaryota; Parabasalia; Trichomonadida; Trichomonadidae
Product: cyclin-dependent kinase inhibitor 2C-related family
Exons: 1
Coding region: 1-603 (200 amino acids)
Molecular function (GO): protein binding
Source: RefSeq, a predicted model, not a curated record